Cylicocyclus nassatus is the source of this 889-nucleotide messenger RNA. The record is from the annotation of a GenBank genome assembly. NCBI's taxonomy places the organism in Eukaryota, Metazoa, Nematoda, Chromadorea, Rhabditida, Strongylidae.
AAGUUCAUUUACUCGGCAGCAAAGAGGCCAUUCACUCUCACCAAUUCAAGUACUCUUUCAUAACAAGCACGUGACGAAAUAGAUUACGCCGGAAUUUACACAGUCGCCAUUUUUGCUUCAAAGAUAAACCUCAAGUUUGGGGUCUAGCAAUCGUAAGCGAUCCUAAGCGCAAUUUCCUAUUAGGCUUCUCAAGGUUGGCGGGCGGUAUAUCGACAAUCCUGACAACGCUUUUCAGACUGGUUGCCUAUGCAACGACGGACUGCACUACUGAAUUCAUCACAGGCCCUAGUCGUGGAAGGACCACCGGGUAUUCACAUCUAAAUGGUGGCGUGGCGUCAACAAUUCAACUCUUUAUCAAAAAACAGUUUUUCGUACGCACUUCAAAAUAUCUUUCUGUUUAUUAAGGAAAUCCUGUCUUCUCCAGAUAGUCUUACUUUCAAACGAAGACUCAAAAAAAGAUUUUCUUGUCAUCGAUCGUAUAGUGUUACCGUUUGCCUACCGAACCUUUCCCACACCCACUGCUACGCGUGUUGCCGGCCUACUCCAGUACUAUGUGAUCGACCAACUCUGUCAAUCUCUCACUCAUCGCGCAGAAGGUCUUCCAGUGACAGCUUUCUCAUGUACCAAGUUUGUGAUCGGUGGGCCUUUAAGCCACUCGCUGUUCCGAUUUUUACUUCAUCCACACGUGGUUCGGGUCCGGUUCACCCCUUUCGUUGUUAUUUGGGAAUAAGCUUGUCUGACCUGACAUCUUUUUGCAACACAAUCUUUAUCUCGGAUGCUCUCUCCCUCGAACUAGUCGGGCAAAUUUUUGUUAUUACAUCUGUUCCCGCAUAUACAAUAGCUUGAGCUGAAAAAUCUAAGAGCACUUUUGCUGCAAGCAGGGGCAUGG